AUGGAGAAUUGCAACUCGAGAAAGUAUCUGAUGGAAGAAAAAUUACAUCUUAGAAAGGAUGUGGAAGGAAGUUUAGUGGAUCCAAAGGAGUAUAGGCAUAUCGUCGGGUGUCUCGGGUACUUAAUGCACACUCAACCCGAUAUCUCUUAUGUGGUUGGCAUAGUGAGUCGAUACAUGGAGCAGCCUACCACUCUACAUCAACAAGUAGUAAAACACAUUCUUCUUUACAUGAAGGGAACGAAGAGCUAUAGGAUUCAGUUAAGAAAGGGACGAGAAGUUGAAGAACUCGUUAGUUUUACUAAUAGUGACCUAGCUAGUGACACAAACGAUAGAAAAAGUGCUAAAGUGAUGGUGUUUUAUCUCAACGGUAAUUUGAUCACCUACUACUGCAGCAUCGUGCCAAGGACUUUGGCUGAGAAACUUGUUGAGCGAGGUGCUCGGAUGCGAGCUGAGACCGGUAACCCUCUAUGUCGACAACAAGUUUGUAAUAUCAUUAAUGAAGAACCCAGUGUUUCAUGGAUGCAGCAAACACAUUGA
Messenger RNA from Impatiens glandulifera, 537 nucleotides. RefSeq lists its product as uncharacterized. The transcript has 2 exons. The coding region runs from base 1 to 537 and encodes 178 amino acids. Lineage: Eukaryota; Viridiplantae; Streptophyta; Magnoliopsida; Ericales; Balsaminaceae. The record is from RefSeq and is a predicted model, not a curated record.